GUUAGAAUACUCAAGUCCUUUAUCGAAAUUUCUUUUAUUAUAGCAACCUUUUUUAACAUAGGUAUUCAGUCCGCUUUUACUGCGUUUUGCUAAUCAUACCUACUUAUUCUUAUUACUCCAUUAAACUGACUUAGGCGGCAAGAUGAGGCGUGGUGGUGGCCGCAGAUCAUCCUACACAGGUGUCAAGUGUAGUCGCCGGCAACCUUUGCCUCUCGGUAAAGUGCUAUCACGCCGCGAUAACGCAAACAAGAUCCGAGUGGGAGCCGCCGCAGAUCCAUCCUGAGAUCGCCAUUGACCAGACAAAUCUAACAAAGUGAUGAUUAAAAUAUCUCCCGCCUUUUUCAAACAGUUAUGGCUAACCCUGGGUGCAUCACUGUCAUUCCUCAUCAUCGGACUGGUGCGAGGUUACUCGUCUUCCGCUCUGCCGUCUAUAGAGAGCAUAGACCCAACACUCAUACAGAAUGGACAACAGAAAUCGUGGAUUGGUGCAAUCCCGCCGUUAGGGGCGUUCGUUGGUAGCAUGAUGGCGGGUCCCCUGAUGCAGAAGGCAGGUCGCCGGCGCACCCUACAGAUGUCAGCCCCCCUCUGCCUAGCAGGCUGGCUGAUCUUGGCUUUCGCGAAGCUGUUCCCGCUCAUACUGCUCGGCAGGAUUAUCACUGGAUUGUUUGUGGGUCUCGUAUUGGCCCCAGCACAAGUAUAUGUGAGCGAGUGCUGUGACCCUGAGAUCCGUGGGAGGCUGGGCUCGCUGCCCACGCUGUCCAUGUCCCUGGGCAUCCUCCUGUCCUACGUCGCGGGCAACUGGCUCCAAUGGCGGCACCUCGGCUUCUUCUCCGCCGCGUUCUGUGUGGUUCUGUUCCUAUUCCUGCUGCCACUGCCGGAGUCCCCGGUGUGGCUGGAGGCGAGCGGGGGCGACGCCUCGGCCUCCGUCAGGUGGCUGCACCUCUCUCCCCGCGCUACAGCUACUGUUAAGGAUGACCCUGAAGAAAAAUGUGAGGAGCCCGAGACGCCAAGCCUGUUCAGCCGCAAGGUGUUCUUGUCGUCGGCCGUGAUGAAGCCCCUGGUCGUGGGCUUCGCUCUGCUUUUCUUCCAGCAGUUCAGCGGAAUCGAUGCUGUCAUAUUUUUCACGGUCGAGAUAUUCGAAAGUGCAGGGAGCAGACUGGACGCUAUGACAGCCACCAUUAUCAUUGGAUUAGUGCAGUUACUUAGUAACGGAGUCAGCACUAUGCUGGUGGACCGCGCGGGUCGACGACCUCUGCUGCUGCUAUCUGCCGCCGUCAUGUGCCUUUCCAUGGCUUCCAUGGGAGCCGCCUUCUACUUCGAGUUUGAAAAGGAGUCUUGGAUAGGAUACAUGCCGAUAGUAAGCCUGAUGGUAUUCAUGAUGGGAUUCUCUCUGGGCUUCGGCGGCCUGCCGUUCCUCCUCCUCGGCGAAUUGUUCCCGACCCAGUACCGCUCACAACUGUCAGCCAUGGCCAGCGCCGUCAACCUGAUCUCCAUGUUCACCGUCAUUAAGACUUAUCAUUCUCUUGAUGUACUGCUAACAUCCGCUGGAACAUUCUGGAUGUACUCUUGUUUCUGCGCAUUAGCCUUCGUGUUCGUGCUGACCAUGGUGCCGGAGACCAAGGGCAAGUCGCUCGCUGAGAUCGAGGAGCAUUUCCGAGGGAAAAAGGCGAAGAAAGCGGUCCCACUGCAGACCAUUUCUGCUACUUGUUAGAAUCCAAAUUAUACUCCAUUGUUAUCUAUAAAGUCUGUCUGUUAUGCUUUCACAUCGAUUUUAAGGAAAAGUUGUGAGAAUUGCAUAUUUUUAUAAAAUUUCCGAUCCGAGAGACAGAAUUUUAUUACCCGAGGUUAAUUAAGCUAAUUGAUUUUUGAAAUUCCAACGGGAAUAUAAAUUGCACGUGGGCGGAGCUACGUGCAUAAGUUAUGUUAAGUAAUACUUUUUUUAUAUUGAAGGAUAUGAGAUCUCUUAAGUAAUUAGGAGAAUAAAUAAAAUAACGUCGACACUAUAUUAUUAAAGUAGUAAACGUGAUUGAAAGGAAUUGUAGAAUUGUAGAUUACCUACACCUUAUUUAGAAUGAACUUGUAUAAUGAAUAAUUCGUGUCACAUUUAAAUAUAAUUUAUGAGUAGAUUUAAUAAUGUUAUUAAGGUAUAGUUUAUUUUUUACUUUAAUAUACAUGCAAAACCUAAAUUGAGAUAUUACUAAUUUAUGAUUUCUUAUCAAUAUAAUAUAAAAAUGCAAGGAACAUUUUUGUUACAAAAGUCGAUUGACAACUUUAGGAGAAUCGGAAUUCAGAUGUAUAUAUUUAGAUCAGUCUACUUACUUCUACACUACUAUAGCAUAUCUAUAAAUAAAUACUGUAUCUAUAAAUAAAACUGACGAAAGCACAUUUAUUUGUGGCUAAAUUUACUAAACAUAAUUAUGCAUAUAUGCAUACACUAAGGUUCCUUUGAAUUUAUUCUUGAAAUUAAAAUAAUGAACUCAAUUUUUAUAAACUGUGUCCUUAAAGAUUGAAGAAAUAGUUGAUGAGCACAAUAAGAAUAAUGUAGGUAGGAUUUUUUUUUAUAAUUUUAAUACUACCUAAACUAGAGACCGCCCGCGGCUCCGCCUGCAUAAACCUAAAAAUUCCUUCAACUUCCAUUCCCGCAGGAAUUUUCAAAAAACAUUUCUUAGCGGACGUCCUCUAGUCACAAAAUACCUUUCUGCGAAAUUUCAUGUCUAUCGACCUAGUAGUUUUCGUGAUAACGUGAAGAGUGAGCACGCGAGUGAGUUUUUUCGCUUUUAUGUAUAUACGAGUAGAUUAAAAUUAUGUUUGUCACAACGCAGAAUGUAUUAAACUUAGUAGGUCUAGAAUAUGUUGCCAUAUUAGUAUUAGAAUGUAAAUGAAUGUAAUUUGAUUCUGUACAGGUAAUAUAAAUUAAAAUCUGACUUAUCUAGGUGCCUCUUUGAUGGAUCAGGUGAUCCUCUUAACAAUUUAUCUUGAUAUUAUUAUAUAUUAAGGAAUCAGCUGUUAUUUCAAUUAACUAUAAAGAUAAAUUUUGAAUCUUUGAUUGGGUAUUUGUUAUGCGAACUUUUUUCAUUAUUGGCAUGGUAUCCCUCCUAUCGGGGAUCUAAGAAUGUUUUACUCAGUUUAUAGACAUGUUUUUUAAAAUUAUAAGGUGAUUCAUCGUAUAGUUCUUUGAUUUAAAUUUGUAUCAAAUUAUAUUGUUGACGAUACAUUAAACUUCAGGCUUACCUGCCUGCAAAAUUGUCAUCAAUAAAUGACUAAGAAAGGCCUAUUCGACCCGUAUCCCGUAUUUUAUAUUUAAGUAAUACCUAUUUGAUAUUCAGUUUAGUGAUACUAGAUUUAAAUAAAAGUAGUAUAUAAAUCAAAAAUUGUUCCUAACUAAUCGUUUUGUUAUUUUG
Molecule: messenger RNA, 3401 nt
Organism: Amyelois transitella
Lineage: Eukaryota; Metazoa; Arthropoda; Insecta; Lepidoptera; Pyralidae
Product: facilitated trehalose transporter Tret1
Exons: 10
Coding region: 317-1711 (464 amino acids)
Biological process (GO): transmembrane transport
Cellular component (GO): membrane
Molecular function (GO): transmembrane transporter activity
Source: RefSeq, a predicted model, not a curated record